GCUUCUAAAUUUGGUCAAAGAAGUCAUACAACAGCCUUGUUCUUAGAGCUGGAACGGGAGUGCUCAGCGGACGCUACCUCUCAAUUCCAUGGGAUCGAGCUUUGCUGUCUCAGAAUAUGCAAAAUGGACACCAACAAUAUAGCUAUACCUUUCUAAAAUAGAGUUCGACUGACAAGAAGACUGGCUUAUUAUAAAGCAAAUAAUGAAGCACGCGGAAUAAUAAAAAUUAAUGCAGAUAUAUUAUAAAUAGUGACAAAGAAACGGAAGAACAUUCAGCAGGACAUAAGGAUUACUUUUUAAGACCGACAAAGAAUUUUUAAGGGGGUUGGAAUCCCUCAAGAUUUUUUUUUACUACCCAAAUCAAUUGCAGCGUAGCAACACUACAGCACGGUAGCUAAUAGGGGCGCUCGCUAGGACACUGUCGACUGUGUGAAUCGCUGCUGGAAAACUUUGGCUUCUUACAGAAAUGUAAUGCGCCGUCCGUGAGACAUUUCAGCGGAAGAAUGUCGCGCCGUCCUUCGCGAAGAGACACCGCCGUAGGAUACAGUGUACUGCCUGGGAAAGUGUAGGGCAGAUCGCACUUAGCCAGCUAGCUAAAGCGAGAGAGCCCGGUGUCAGCGAGCUAAAGCCGUGAAAUUUAUGCGCACUCGGCGCAUGUGAUCGCCCUGCUCCCCCCUCAUCUCUUUCUUUUUCGCGUAUUGUUGUGGAAAUAAAAAAGAUAUUUUGAUGAUUCGAGAUCUGAGCAAGAUGUACCCGCAGGCACGGCAUCCGGCUCCUCACCAACCUGCCCAGCCUUUCAAAUUUACCAUAUCGGAGUCCUGCGACCGUAUUAAAGAGGAGUUCCAGUUUCUGCAGGCUCAGUACCACAGCCUGAAGCUGGAGUGUGAAAAACUGGCCAGCGAGAAGACGGAGAUGCAGAGACACUACGUCAUGUACUAUGAGAUGUCCUAUGGGCUCAACAUCGAAAUGCACAAACAGGCAGAAAUCGUCAAGAGACUGAAUGCCAUCUGUGCUCAGGUGAUACCAUUUCUCUCACAGGAGCAUCAGCAGCAGGUGGUACAGGCCGUGGAGCGCGCCAAGCAGGUGACCAUGGCCGAGCUCAACGCCAUCAUCGGGCAGCAGCAGCUCCAGGCUCAGCACCUCUCUCAUGGACACGCCCUGCCCGUGCCCCUCACCCCCCACCCCGCUGGCCUACAGCCGCCCACCCUCCCGCCCGUGGGAGGCAGUGCCAGCCUGCUUGCCCUGUCCAGUGCCCUCAGCGGCCACCCGCAGCUGCCAAUCAAAGAUGAGAAGAAACACCAUGACAAUGAACACCAAAGAGACAGAGACUCCGUGAAGAGCUCCUCUGUGUCGCCGUCGGCCAGCUUCCGAGCUUCGGAGAAGCACCGCAACUCCACUGACUACUCAUCCGAGAGUAAGAAGCAGAAGACUGAGGACAAGGACCUGGCAACCCGCUAUGACAGCGACGGGGAGAAGAGCGAUGACAACCUGGUGGUGGACGUGUCCAAUGAGGACCCUGCAUCCCCGCGAGGGAGUCCUGCCCACUCCCCCAGGGAAAAUGGAUUGGACAAGAGUCGGCUGAUGAAGAAGGACGCGCCCAUCAGUCCCGCCUCCAUUGCCUCCUCCAGUAGCACACCCUCUUCUAAAUCCAAAGAGCUCAGCCUGAACGAGAAGUCCACUACCCCUGUGUCCAAGUCCAGCACUCCUACCCCACGGUCUGAUGCCACUACCCCAGGGAGCAACUCCGCCAGCGGCCUGAGGGGGUUACCAGGGAAACCCCCGGGGGUAGAUCCUCUGGUGCCUGGCCUCCGUACCCCGAUGGCUGUGCCCUGCCCCUACCCCGCUCCCUUUGGCAUAGUGCCCCAUGCCGGCAUGAAUGGGGACCUGACCAGCCCGGGGGCCGCCUACGCCGGCCUCCACAGCAUCUCUCCUCAGAUGAGCGCAGCGGCGGCAGCGGCAGCUGCAGCGGCAGCCUAUGGCCGCUCACAAGUGGUUGGCUUUGACCCGCAUCAUCACAUGCGUGUUCCCGGCAUUCCUCCCAAUCUCUCCGGCAUCCCAGGCGGAAAACCGGCCUACUCCUUCCACGUCAGCGCCGACGGGCAGAUGCAGCCCGUGCCCUUCCCCCCCGACGCCCUGAUUGGCCCAGGCAUCCCACGGCACGCCCGGCAGAUCAACACGCUGAGCCACGGCGAGGUGGUGUGCGCCGUCACCAUCAGCAACCCCACCCGGCACGUCUACACGGGUGGCAAGGGCUGCGUCAAGGUCUGGGACAUCAGUCACCCUGGCAACAAGAGCCCCGUGUCCCAGCUCGACUGCCUGAACAGGGAUAACUACAUCCGGUCCUGCCGACUCCUUCCCGACGGCCGCACCCUGAUCGUGGGCGGCGAGGCCAGCACCCUGUCCAUCUGGGACCUGGCCGCCCCCACCCCGCGCAUCAAGGCGGAGCUCACGUCCUCGGCGCCCGCCUGCUACGCCUUGGCCAUCAGCCCCGACUCCAAAGUCUGCUUCUCCUGCUGCAGCGACGGCAACAUCGCCGUGUGGGACCUGCACAACCAGACCCUGGUCAGGCAGUUCCAGGGCCACACGGACGGAGCCAGCUGCAUCGACAUUUCCAACGACGGCACCAAGCUGUGGACGGGCGGCCUGGACAACACGGUGCGCUCCUGGGACCUGAGGGAGGGCCGGCAGCUCCAGCAGCACGACUUCACCUCCCAGAUCUUCUCCCUGGGCUACUGUCCCACCGGCGAGUGGCUGGCCGUGGGCAUGGAGAACAGCAACGUGGAGGUCCUGCACGUCACCAAGCCGGACAAAUACCAGCUGCACCUGCACGAGAGCUGCGUGCUGUCCCUCAAGUUCGCCCACUGUGGUAAAUGGUUUGUUAGCACUGGGAAGGACAACCUCCUUAAUGCCUGGAGGACACCGUAUGGAGCCAGUAUAUUCCAGUCCAAGGAGUCGUCCUCCGUGCUGAGCUGUGACAUCUCCGUCGAUGACAAAUACAUCGUCACGGGCUCCGGGGACAAGAAAGCCACAGUCUAUGAAGUUAUUUAUUAGACAGGCAGGGAGGUGGGGCUGGGGGG
Molecule: messenger RNA, 3077 nt
Organism: Brienomyrus brachyistius
Lineage: Eukaryota; Metazoa; Chordata; Actinopteri; Osteoglossiformes; Mormyridae
Product: transducin-like enhancer protein 4
Exons: 20
Coding region: 727-3051 (774 amino acids)
Biological process (GO): regulation of DNA-templated transcription; negative regulation of canonical Wnt signaling pathway
Cellular component (GO): transcription regulator complex; nucleus
Molecular function (GO): transcription corepressor activity; protein binding
Source: RefSeq, a predicted model, not a curated record